Molecule: messenger RNA, 1097 nt
Organism: Pogona vitticeps (central bearded dragon)
Lineage: Eukaryota; Metazoa; Chordata; Lepidosauria; Squamata; Agamidae
Gene: ATP6V1G2
Product: ATPase H+ transporting V1 subunit G2
Biological process (GO): synaptic vesicle lumen acidification
Cellular component (GO): vacuolar proton-transporting V-type ATPase, V1 domain; synaptic vesicle membrane; vacuolar proton-transporting V-type ATPase complex
Molecular function (GO): proton-transporting ATPase activity, rotational mechanism; ATP hydrolysis activity
Source: RefSeq, a predicted model, not a curated record
GGCUGCGGUACCCAUCAAGUGGAUGCAGGAGGAGGAGGAGGAGGAGGAUUAAGUGCUGGAGCAUCACUGCUAGAGAAUCAUGGCCAGCCAGACCCAGGGAAUCCAGCAGCUGCUGCAGGCUGAGAAGAGGGCAGCGGAAAAGGUGGCCGAGGCUCGGAAACGGAAAGCACGGCGGCUGAGGCAGGCCAAGGAGGAAGCCCAGGCAGAAAUUGAGCAGUAUCGCUUGGAGCGUGAGAGGGAGUUCCAACAGAAGCAGCAGGCGGCUUUGGGCUCACAAGGGAACUUGUCUGCCGAGGUGGAGGCUCAAACCCGGAAGAAACUUCAGGCUAUGCAGGGAGGCCAGGCCCGGGGCAAGGAUCGGGUCCUCCGUCAACUUCUCACCCUCGUUUGGGACGUGCGGCCCCAAAUACACCCCAAUUAUCGUGCAGCUAUCUAGGGGAUCCUUCAACCCAUCCUGUGAUUGCCACUUGAAAGCUGAGGAGACCUUAUUGACCAAUAUCUUCCAAAAAUCCAUGACUCAUCUUAAGACUCCCUAAAAAUUUAAAUUGUGUUGGUCUCAGAAUCCUAGGGCAAACAUCUCUAUCUAAACCUCCAGUGAGUUCUACGGAUCUGUAUUCCCAGAAUCUUUCCAACAAUUAUUUUUCAUAUGGUAUCACAACACAUCCAAGUUGUAGAAACCCAUUUAAUGGUAUUAUAAUUAAUACUCAUUAAGAUGAUUUCAAACUGUUCCAGAAACUUCCAGCCCCCUGGUUUACUGGUCCUUCAGUCCAAGGUAUUCCUUUAAGGGGAGGACAGUAAGGUCUCCAUAGCUGGUCCCUAUCAAAUGGGUCUGUUCCACAUCACUGGUUUUCUCUAUCCAUAUUACCACCCCAUAGCAUGAAGGGGUAUUUCUAGGAAACUAGAGAUCCCAGGAAUUUCCCCUGCUCUUGUGCUGGUGUAUAUAUGUGUGCUGAAACUAGCUUCUUAUUUUUGUACCCCAGUUCUCUGCUUAAUCUUUCCUGCUUCCCUGUCCCCAAAAUGUAUUUAUCUACAACUGGAUGUUUCAAUAGUGACUUCUGAAUGUGAUUACUGUAAUUAAAAGUGAUAUAGAAUUAAAA